This is a messenger RNA of Glarea lozoyensis ATCC 20868, 1524 nucleotides long. Its product is annotated as Magnesium transport protein CorA, transmembrane region. Gene Ontology annotation, molecular function: metal ion transmembrane transporter activity. The coding region runs from base 1 to 1524 and encodes 507 amino acids. The record is from RefSeq and is a predicted model, not a curated record. Lineage: Eukaryota; Fungi; Ascomycota; Leotiomycetes; Helotiales; Helotiaceae. Gene Ontology annotation, cellular component: membrane. The transcript is spliced from 2 exons. Gene Ontology annotation, biological process: metal ion transport; transmembrane transport.
AUGGUGGAUCCUGCCAGUGAACCAGAGCCAGAUCAAUACAUUUCCGAAAUCAAAAGGCUGCUGGCGCCACAUGUAAACUCACGUUGGUCACUUGAGUCGAACAGAUCACACCUAACAAAGGUCGCAUACACAGACACCUAUGAAGAGUACCCGAUUGCCAGUCCCAAACAGCUUAUAGCACAGGCGGCAAUUUUGACGGAUGAGGAAACCCUCAGCAUUUGCAUCAUUGAAAACAUAUCCAAGGAAUACGUCGAAGUUCUUGGCACAGAGUGGGGAAUCGACCCCAUGUUCUUUGUAGAGUACGCUUCCAAUCCGGCAAAGAACGCAUUGUGGUGGUCAAAUAAGUGGGAUUGGAAACCACCAGAGGUGCCUGGGGAACCCGAUAGUCCUAAUUCGCAGGAGCUUUCUUGGUCCGCGAAGAAUCCUUCGUUUUUUAGACUACCCUCAGGAUACUUAGACGGUGUAUUCGAAUACCACAACGAGACGCCAAAUCUAAGCCCUUCAACGUUAUCAAAACUGAAUUCCUCGCCGAAUCUUAUCUAUCGCCAUUGCUUCAAGGACAAGGACUGGCCCAUACAAUCGAAUACUCGGAUCUCUUAUUGUCGUCCUAAUCGAUUUAUGUAUUUGUUUCUAGUUGACGCACCAAUAAAGUUCCCCGUCGGGAUACUGGAUCAAGAGUCACGAUCAUUCCCCACUUUGAGACUCCUGCAUUCUAACAGCAGGGGAGGAGUCGAGCUACCACAUAUAUAUGAUAGCUCUCGCAGGGAGUACAGUCUCUUUGAGAACCUCAAAACAUUUUGCCAUCACCACUGGCAUCUCCGAGUACUUUUCGACCAGAGAAUCGAUCACUUUGGCUGUGAUUACGUGGUCUAUCCCAACAAAUUAGUCCUACCUGCCACCCCCCUCAUUUAUCUCUGGGCAAGCUGUCUGUGGGAAGAAAAUUUAAAAUUCCUCGACAAGGAAAUCAAGCGCAUCAGCUUCAGGGAGAUACGCAAUCCUCGAUUGGAAAUCAAUGCCAUCUUACAUGACCGCCGCGAAGACCUUGCGCACAUCAUCCAGGGUCUGGCUGAUACGAACAUGUAUAUCCCUCGUGAAGUCCAUGAGUUCUUUGCAACACAUCCAAACUGGCUGGACUUCACGCGCACUAAGCCCGAAAAUUGGGACCGUCUCAUCGCACAAGCCAACAAACUCGACGCCUUUCUCAUAGAAACGUUCCAGUUGUUCAUGAGUUCCGUCAGUGUACAGGAUAGUCACAUGAGUAUCGAGCAGUCUCGUCUCGGUAUGGAACAAGCCCGCCGAGGAAGUCAGCUCACGUACCUGGCGUUCAUCUAUGUGCCGUUGUCAUUUGUGACGGGGAUUUUUGGGAUGAAUGUGCAGCAGAUCAAUGGUACUGGCUUGAAUGUUUGGGUGUGCUUUGUGACGCUUGUACCGCUGGUUUGUUUGACUGGGUUGGUGUUUUGGGGGGUGUGGUUUUAUGGGAGAUGGAAGGGGAAGAGGGAGAAGACGGACGAGGAAAAGGUUUAG